UUUUGACAUUUGGUUGUUGGCUCAGUGUGUCUCAGUCUGUUCGAUUGUCGUCGUUUGUUUGCCUCAGGAUUUGGUAGCUGCUAAUUUAGUUUGUAAAUAGGAUGUUGGACUUUGUAGUCGUGUUCACAAAAGGCGGCGUUGUGCUUUGGAAUUCAAAUGAGUCGGGCAAGAACUAUGCCUCGUGCAUAAAUAGCUUGAUACGUGGCGUCAUUUUGGAGGAGCGCAACACAGAGUCCAAGUACUUUGAGGAUGAUCAUCUGGCGGUGCAGUUUAAGCUGGACAAUGAACUGGACGUGAUCUUUGCGGCCGUUUUCCAAAAGGUAAUCAAGCUCAACUAUUUGGACAACUUUCUGGCGGAUAUGCAAGUGGCGUUUCAGGAGAAAUUCGGUGGCGUUGCAGCAACAGAACGCCUCGGCAUUGACUAUGAAUUCGAGCAGGAGUUCCGGAUGGUGUUGAGCGCCGCGGAAAAGGCAUCCGUUAAGCAGGGCAAGGUGCCAAAAGCAAUGCGCUCCUACAACGAAUCGCAGAAAUCAAAGAAAACGGUUGCCUCAAUGAUGCAGGACGAUAAGAAACCGCCAUCGGUUGGCGAUAAGCGUGUCAACAUCCAGGAGAGCCCACCACCACCCAGCAAAUCGGAGCCAAUGACACCGCCACGCAACAACUCUGAUAUUAUCGCGGAGAAUCGACGCAAGCUGCGCGAGAAACUGACGCCUACCAAAAAGGCGACCAUGGAUUCAAAGCCCUUCAAAGCGACAGUUGCGGCCGAAAAGGAUCGCGAGAGGGCGGGCAAAAAGCCCAGGGUCUGGGAUCUGGGCGGUAAUUCCAAGGAUGCAGUGCUGCUCGAUCGUUCCAAGGAUGCGCCCGAGGACCAACAGCUGCAGACCAUCAAUAAUGAGCUGGUGGGCACAAUGCAGGGCAGCAUACGGGACUUGGAUGUGGAUAGCUCGGACGACAGCGAUGAUGACAGUGAGGAGGAGGAGCAGCAGCAGCAGCAACGCCAGCUCAGCCAGAAGAAGCCCAAAACCGGUGGAUUACUUUCCUAUUUCAAGGGCAUUGUGGGCGCCAAAACGAUGACGCUGAGCGAUCUGCAGCCGGCGCUGGAGAAGAUGCGCGACCAUUUGAUAUCGAAAAAUGUGGCCUCCGAAAUUGCUGGCAAGCUGUGCGAUUCGGUUGCCACAUCGCUGGAGGGCAAACAAAUGGGUACCUUCGAUAGCAUUGCGAAUAUGGUGAAAGAAGCGCUCACCCAAUCCCUGGUCCGCAUCCUGUCACCCAAACGUCGCAUCGACAUCAUACGCGACGCAUUAGAAUCGAAACGGAAUGGACGACCUUACACAAUCAUCUUUUGCGGCGUCAAUGGCGUUGGCAAAUCAACGAAUCUGGCAAAAAUAUGCUUUUGGCUAAUUGAGAACGAUUUCAAUGUGCUGAUCGCGGCAUGCGACACAUUUCGAGCCGGUGCCGUCGAACAGUUGCGCACCCACACACGUCAUCUGAAUGCCCUGCAUCCGGCUGUGAAGCACAAUAAUCGCACCAUGGUCCAGCUGUAUGAGAAGGGCUACGGCAAGGAUGCUGCCGGCAUUGCCAUGGAGGCCAUCAAAUUUGCCAACGAUACGAAAAUCGAUGUGGUUCUCGUUGACACCGCCGGACGUAUGCAGGACAAUGAACCGCUGAUGCGUUCGCUAUCGAAAUUGAUCAAGGUGAACAAUCCCGAUCUGGUACUGUUUGUCGGCGAAGCACUCGUUGGCAAUGAGGCCGUCGAUCAGCUGGUCAAAUUCAAUCAGUCCCUCGCCGAUUACUCAUCAAAUGAGAAUCCGCACAUCAUCGAUGGCAUUGUCCUAACCAAAUUCGAUACCAUUGAUGAUAAAGUGGGCGCCGCCAUCUCAAUGACCUACAUCACUGGGCAACCGAUCGUGUUUGUCGGCACCGGCCAGACCUAUGCAGACCUCAAAGCCAUCAAUGUGAACGCCGUCGUCAAUUCCCUGAUGAAAUAAACAGCGCAUCCCCUGGGGGAUCACAGGCGGAGCAGUUGCGAAGAUCAGGCUGCGAAUCAGCACGCUGAACUUAAUUCUAAUAAUGCUAUAGAUACACUAGAUUUUGUUUUAAUUAUUGUCCAUAUAUAUAUAAAUAUAUAUAUAUAUAUACAUCGCGUAAAUAAAAAUGCACUUUUUACAUUUGUUAUUCGA
This is a messenger RNA of Drosophila grimshawi, 2180 nucleotides long. RefSeq names its product signal recognition particle receptor subunit alpha homolog (gene SrpRalpha). Gene Ontology annotation, cellular component: endoplasmic reticulum membrane; signal recognition particle receptor complex. Gene Ontology annotation, molecular function: GTP binding; signal recognition particle binding; GTPase activity. Bases 102 to 1988 code for a protein of 628 amino acids. NCBI's taxonomy places the organism in Eukaryota, Metazoa, Arthropoda, Insecta, Diptera, Drosophilidae. The record is from RefSeq and is a predicted model, not a curated record. The transcript is spliced from 3 exons. Gene Ontology annotation, biological process: SRP-dependent cotranslational protein targeting to membrane.